AUGGCGGAGCUUGAUAAGGAUGAGCUCGCGUCACAUCGAGCUCUCCACGAGAAAGCCUUGAAAGUCGCCCCUCAAUCUGGAAAAGAAGCGGGCGAAUAUUGGGCAGCUGUACUUGAUCCCGACUUGAAUGUCUUGAAUUGGGACUCGAAAGAUUUACAUUGGUUCAAGGUCAAAGGCAAACACACUGUCGCGAAAGUACAAAACGCCUACUACAAGAUAUGUGAUGUCAUGACCCAGCUUCGUCAAGGAAAUCACAUAGUACCCUUGACAAGUCAAAUGAAGCAGAUCAAUCACUUCAAGGAUGAUGUUAUCAUCUUUUGGAGCACAAAAAAUACUUCUGGAGAUGAGAAUUCUAAUAUCAGCAAAGAGCCAUUACAAUCAGUCGGUGCUUCCACUCAGAAUCGCAUGUCGUUCACCACUCAAACGCCCGCAAAGAUCAAGCCUGAUCCUGAAUUGGACUCAAUUAGAAUGAAGACAGAACCAAAUCUCUUAGCUGUCUCUUCAAGUCCUUUUGAAACUCCUACCAUCUCUAGCUUCCAGUCUCAGGCUGCACAGCGCGGAACACCUAUACCUUCGGGAUCGGGAUCAGGAUCAGCACAGUCUAGCGCUCUUGCAUUGAAAACUAUCACAGGAUAUAAUAUGUUUGCUGACGCUCAUCGCUGUAACUAUUUGCAUUCUAAAACUUCACCUGCUGCAGUCGAAGCUUCCUUGAAGAAAUCCUGGACUGUUUUGACUCCUGCAACGCGUGAAUAUUGGGAAUUGAAGGUUCCUAAACUAUCAAGCAAAAAUCCUACGCCAGUAAACCCUUCUGCGCCAGAUUUUCGGCUAGGUUACGGGUUCUUUUCUGAACUCCAUAGUGCGAACUAUACAAGCUCAAGCGCUACACCUGCUGAAAUUGAGUCUUCCUUGCGGCGCACCUGGGAUAAAAUGGCAGCUGAAACCCGUGAGUACUAUUCAACGAAAGCUGCUCAAACAUCGGAUCUCUAUGCAUUGAACAAUGGUUCUUUAUCGCCUAGACCUGUCGUUGAUACCAAACCCGAACCAGGAAGUUUCGGUUCCUCAGCCAAUGGCCGCCCUACAUCCAUGGCCAGAGAUGAUAGUGUGGUGGAAUCUGAAGACUAUGCUUCACCCAAGGAUGAAGAUGGAACCCCAGAGCCAGACCUACCUAAUGCGGAACUUGCAAAAACUAGGCUUCAAAAGAUCAUCGAAGCUAGCUCGCCGGAGAUCCUCGAGGCAGAGGUCAAAAAAACAAACAAUUUCCUCGCCGAGUUAAAAACUCGAUUUAAUGUACCAGAAGCUCAAUCACAUCAAGAUACAAAACAUUGGCUUCAACAAAUCGAAAUCUUACUAGCCCAAGGUGUGGAUACUCCAACUAUUAUUGGUGUUGUUGGAAACACUGGUGCAGGCAAGAGUAGUGUAAUCAAUGCCAUGCUUGAUGAAGAACGCUUAGUUCCUACCAAUUGGCAAGUCGUCCAACGCAAUUGA
Molecule: messenger RNA, 1485 nt
Organism: Sclerotinia borealis F-4128
Lineage: Eukaryota; Fungi; Ascomycota; Leotiomycetes; Helotiales; Sclerotiniaceae
Source: the annotation of a GenBank genome assembly